AUGCCUCCCUCUCAUGAGACCAGCGAGGUUGCUGGCAUUGCCCGCGAGGAUGAGCCGCCUCCCGCAAAGCGACAGAAAGUGACGGCUGCUUGUGACGAGUGUAGAGCCAAGAAGAUCAAGUGCGACAGCAGACGAGAAGUCUGUGGCCCUUGUCAACGGACCGGUAGUUCCUGUCACUGGGGCAUUCGAAAGAAGCGCAGUGCUGGUGUUUCCAAGCAAGAGCUUUCUCGUCUCAAGAUCAGAGUGGAAGAACUCGAGACUGCUGCAGCGAAGUCUGCUGGGGUUGAAAAUGCCCAGGCCUUUCCUCCUACGUCCCCGGCUGGGCCUCCUGAGUCGUCAUUGGCAGGAGAAGAUGCAGCAGAAACGCCAGCCAUGAUGGGUCUUGCAGCAGAUGGCGCCAGUCCGCUAGGUCCUCGUCAACAAGUCCAUAACGGAUACUCCAACUUCAGGACCGUCAGCUUUGUCAACCAACUCCUUACCGCGAUCGAUGGAUCAUCCACUCCUGUGAAGCCAAGGUCUGCCCCACUGAGCCGUAGUCGAAGCAGCAGUGUAUGGACCAAAGAGCCGAAAGAAGGACCCCGGGACCAUAUCUUGCCUAAUCGUUCUCGGGCAGACCACCUACUGGCAGUGUACUGGCGACUUGUCCACACGCUGUACCCGUUCCUGGACGCCGACGAGAUCGAGUCACGGUACCGUAAAGUAUGGACUGGAGAAGACUCUGGAGCCGACUCAACGACUUUCCUCUGUUUGUUGAAUAUCAUCUUCAGCCUGGGAUGCCAUUUCGACUCCACCACGGCACCAGAGACCAGGAGUGAGAAUGCUGCAGUCUUCUUUGGCCGGGCGCAGGAGCUGCUCAGCUUGCAGUCGCUUCGCUAUCCAUCGUUGCUAACCGUUCAAUGUUAUCUGCUAAUGGGCCAAUUCCUUCAAAGUUCGAACGAUCCACAGCUAUGCUGGAUUGUUGUUGGUAUAGCGAUCCGUUUGGCUCAGAGCUUGGGUCUUGAUCUUGAGAGAGCAAACGCACGGGACUGCAAGUCCCAGGUUGCCCGCUGUGUCUGGCACGGCUGUGUGAUGAUGGACAGAACGCUGUCUACGGUCUUUGGGCGGCCGUCAAUCAUAACUCCGCGCGAGGCUGCAUCAGUCCCUUUACCUGAGGCGCACGACAGAGGCAUUGCUUGCAACUGCACCACGAUGCCUUGUUCUAAAGAAGAGGGCCAGUCAGCGAUGCACUUCUUUAUCGAAUCACUGAAGCUGUUCGAGCUCACAAGCAAGCCUCUUGAAGCCUUUCACGAUCAAGCAGCGCCUCGCGAGAAGACGUCAAUCAAUAUGACCCCAUGGCCGCCGGCAUGUAUAGAGCCCAAAGUCCUUGCUGCAGUGCUCGAUGUGGAUAAGGCCACGUGGAGUUGGGUCAAUGGUCUGCCUCUCCAUCUUCGGCGAGACAGCACCGUCGUCAGAUCCGCCGUCCAUGUCCGCCAGACCAAUAUACUGUUCUUGAGGCAUCGACUCUUCCGAAUCCUCUUGUUCCGUCCAAUUCUUGCCCGCACCUGCCACGCCUUACAAGAUGGCCAAGCCCCCGAGAGCCUGGAAGAUGGAUUGGCGCUUGAAAUCACGCUGCAAUGUGCCGUCAGCUGUGUCCGAAGCGCCCUCGAGGUCAUAAGCUUCUUCGACGAGUCCAUCGCCGCGCAUGAUUUUGCCGAGCUGGACGAAGUGCUUUCUUCCUGGUGGUACAAUAUCUUCUACUUGUACACGGCCGCCACUGUACUUGUUGCGGGACGGCUUCAUCCCUCGAUCGAGACGCACUUGUCGAGGACCGUCGUUGAUCAGGCGCUUCGGAAUUCGAUGCGGCUUCUGAAUCACUUCUCGGGUUUCAGCAGUCAUGCAGCUAAAGCAGCUCGCAUAGUGGCUUUGUUGCUUGAGAAGGCUACUCGGCAGCGCCAGCGUGGUUCAGGUGCUCCGUCAGGGGUGAAAUCGACUCAUUGCGAGGGAGAUGGCCAGCGAGCAGCAGGAUCAUCGUCUUCGACAACAGCCCACUUCGAGGCAACAGCUCGCGGGCUUCGACAUGUAAGAGGGGAAUCAGAUGAUACAGGCCUCGAAACGACGCGUGGAGUCCAAGGUCAGGUUGUUGGGAACGACAAUCCCGGAGAAGCGGGACCACAGAUCCUGGCUGACAGCUUUGGUGUUGGCUUUGAUCUAUGGCAAUUGGACGACGACUUUAGUAACAUGGCUUGGUUGACCGGCUUCCCAUCUGAGUUUGGCACCUGGUAG
This is a messenger RNA of Zasmidium cellare ATCC 36951, 2262 nucleotides long. RefSeq lists its product as uncharacterized. The record is from RefSeq and is a predicted model, not a curated record. Gene Ontology annotation, biological process: DNA-templated transcription; positive regulation of transcription from RNA polymerase II promoter by galactose. Bases 1 to 2262 code for a protein of 753 amino acids. Lineage: Eukaryota; Fungi; Ascomycota; Dothideomycetes; Mycosphaerellales; Mycosphaerellaceae. Gene Ontology annotation, cellular component: nucleus. Gene Ontology annotation, molecular function: DNA-binding transcription factor activity, RNA polymerase II-specific; RNA polymerase II cis-regulatory region sequence-specific DNA binding; zinc ion binding. The transcript has 2 exons.